UCCAUUCCCUCCCCUCCUCUCCUCUCCCGCCCGCGCGCCCCCACCCUCUCCGCCCUAAAACCCAACCAAAACCCUAACCCUAACUCGGCGCCGCCACCACCCCAAAAACCGCACCCACCCAUUUCGGCGCGACCGCGGGGGUGGGGUUUUGGGUUCAAAACCACACGCGAGUUUUCGUUUCGCUUGCGCGCGCGUUGUGGGGGAGAGAGAGGGGAUGGCUCCCUUCGGCGAUGGCGGCGGCGGCGGAGGGGAGGAGGAGAAGAGGGAGGGGGAUGCGGGGUGGGGGUGGGACCCGAUGAGGAGCGGCAGCGCGCCGCCGACCAUGGAGGGCGCCGCGGCGGCGGCGGCUUCGGCGGUGGCGCAGCAGGAGGUGGAGGGGGUUUACGGGGGCGGCGGAGGCGGCGGCGGCGGGUCGUUCUUCUCCGGGAUGGAUGGGUUCGGCGCGAGGCUCGACGAGGUCGGCCGGCGGCGCGGCGCCGCCGCGCAGGAUCAUUUUGGAAAUUCUGAGUCAUUAUCUAAUGGAGCACCAGGCCUCCACCUUAAUGGUACGAGAGAGUUUAAUGGACAGCAAUUUGGACCAACCCGGGUUCAUAGUGUUGGCGCUAUGCUGGAUCACUCUGCAGUUAAUGUUGGUUCCCCAUGGAUACAGACCAAAACAGAUGAUGCUGACUUUCAUAGGCAUGCCGAGAAUCGCUUCAUGCCAAACAUGGGAAAGAUGAAUGCUUUUGCUAGAAGGGACCUUCAGUCCACCUAUCUCUCUGACUCUGAUCUUUCAAAUGCUUUAUCUAGGGUGAACUUGUCUAAUCAUUUAGAAUAUGAUGAAAGGGGCCUUGCCAAAGACCUGCUUGAUGAAAUGGAAAUGCGUAAUCACGACAGGCAUUUUUCCUCUAAGAUUGCCAAUGACUGCCGUUCUCCUUUAUCUGGCAAUGCUUUGUGUACGCUUGGUUGUGAGCACUUGGAUGUUCAUUCACUACCUUCAUAUGGAGAUGGUCUUCUACGCAGGCAGAACAGUAUUAUGGAUAGUCCCUAUGUUUCAAGGAAUAAUAACCAUCACAUGAAGAAUGUGGAUCGCCUAUCUCUUGCUGAUCAACUAGCUUUGAUGCAGCUAAGCAAUCUUGACGAGAAUAAUUACCAUAGCAAUGCAGAUAUGGUAAAUAUAAUCAACCCCUUGAGAAACAGACGCAACAUCACAGACUUGGACUUAAUCAGGAGUAGGAACCAUUUCCUUGAAGAACUUAUUGCACAGCGUUGUUUGCAGGAAGAUAAUGUCUUUCAGUCAAAAUCUGGUCCCUCAUAUAAUGACAACAUACUAUAUCAUGAUGGACCUCGUUUUCCAUAUUCAAGAAUGCAAAGAUCAGGGUCCCAUGCUUAUUCACAUUUGAGGGGCAUUCCAUAUCUUGGUGAUCAGCAAUCGCGGAUGUUAUCCUCUAGUAGGAGGACACCUGGUAGAAAUAUGGGAUCACAAAUCUACCAAGAUAAUCCUGUAGCAAACUGCCUGGAUCUGUCUUCUUUGGAUCUUGCAAAUAGAAGUGGUGCUUGUCCCUUGGAGCUUGUUAAUGUAGUGGGCCAUGUUAUGGAAGUUAGUAUGGAUCAAUUUGGAAGUCGUUUUAUUCAACAAAAACUAGAGGUUGCCUCAGCUGAUGACAGGGAAAAAAUCUUUCCAGAGAUACUGACCAAUGCUAUUGCUCUGACAACUGAUGUAUUUGGCAAUUAUGUGAUUCAGAAGUUUUUUGAGUUUGCUACAGAAAGCCAGUUAAGCCAGUUAGCAGAUCAGCUCAGAGGUCACUUUUUGCAACUCAGCUUUCAGAUGUAUGGUUGCAGAGUUGUUCAGAAGGUCAUUGAUGUGGUUGACUUGGAGAGAAAGAUAUCUAUUGUUGGUGAGCUUAAGAAUUCUGUUCUCAGAUGUAUUUCUGAUCAGAAUGGUAACCACGUAAUCCAGAAGUGCAUAGAGUGUGUUCCAGAAGAUCACAUUCCAUUUGUAAUUGAGGAUAUACUUCAGAAAAUUUAUCCGCUUUGCACUCACCAAUAUGGCUGCAGAGUUAUUCAGAGAGUUUUGGAGCAUUGCCAUAAUCCAGCAACUCAAAGUGCUGUGAUGGAUGAAAUUGUCGAACGUGCUUUUGAUUUGACAGAAGAUAAAUUUGGAAACUAUGUUGUUCAACACGUCUUAGAACAUGGUAGGCCAGAGGAGCGGUCAUCCAUUAUUCAAAAGCUUUCUGGGCAAGUGGUGAACUUGAGCCAGCAGAAGUAUGCUUCUAAUGUUGUGGAAAAGUGUCUAUCUUUUGGAACUCCUGAUGAACGUGAAGGCCUUAUAAGAGAGAUUGUAUCCUCUGGCCAAACAUUCCAGGGACUGAUGAAGGAUCAGUUUGGCAAUUAUGUUGUACAGAGAAUCCUUCAGACAUGUGAUGACAAAUUCCUAGUUGUGAUCCUCUCAAGCAUCAAGAUGCAUUUGAACGAACUGAAGAACUACACUUUCGGGAAGCAUAUAGUUGCGCGUGUGGAGAAGUUAAUCAUUACAGGAGAAAACCGAGUGCGGAUGGGGUCCAAGACUAGCCAAUGUCAGCAGUCACUAAGCUGUACAGAUGUUGACGCUAAUCCUUUUUAAGCAUUGGCAUCAAUAAGCAAAUCUGGUGAAUUGACAAAUGUGGAGAUUUUUGUUUUGAGAUACACUGUAAUAGCCAAUAGGGGUGUCCUGGUGGAGACUGGAUGUGUUCUCUUCUUUUUUACUGUGGCCUGUAUAGAUCUCUCCGGGUACUUAAAAGGUAAUUAGAUGAGUGUUAGGUAUCGCCGCUGUAAAUCUGUUUUUUGGCCAUGUACAAGUUUACUGAUGGGUAUCAGCUGUACAUUUGUUUGAGCUGUCAGUUGGCAAAGCGUGUCGUUUAAUCCUUUCUUA
Messenger RNA from Oryza sativa Japonica Group (Japanese rice), 2890 nucleotides. RefSeq names its product pumilio homolog 3. Lineage: Eukaryota; Viridiplantae; Streptophyta; Magnoliopsida; Poales; Poaceae. Gene Ontology annotation, biological process: post-transcriptional regulation of gene expression. Gene Ontology annotation, cellular component: cytoplasm. The record is from RefSeq and is a predicted model, not a curated record. Gene Ontology annotation, molecular function: mRNA binding.